UUUCGCGAAGAUAAAUUGAAGGAUGUCAACGAGAGUUUAUUAAACCUUUUAUAAUAUUGUUAUAAACACUUAUCUAUAAUUCAUUAUUUUCUUUAUUCACUGCUUAUAAAAAAAAUUGCUUAUUUAUCAUAAAUUAAAACCAAAAUAAUAAUUGGACCCACUUUGAAUUUUUUAAGCAUGCAAUAAACACAUUUUCAGAUUUGAGAACAACAUGCAAAUUGGGAAAUCAGUAAAGCUGGCAAUCAGAAAGGUGCGCUGAAAAUCUGGACACGAUCAAUCACCGUUCUUAAUUUUUGGUUGCGUUUACUCAACUAUUAUUGGUUUACAAAUGGUCGCAAACUCAAUUAAAGAUUUAUGCUUCAUAGGACAUCAGUAACCCGGAUUCUGAGAAGAUAUUGGUUCACAUUGCCGCUUUAACAAGGGUUUGAAAAAAAUGCACAACGAUGAUUGUCGAAGAGGGAAAUGAGAUGCAACAAAUUGUGGACGAUUCUCUAGAUAUCGAACUGACCGCCGGAGAACAACUCACAGGAACGAUGCUGAAACCACGACUGCCUGCAGAAUCGAAUGAUGAGGACAUCACAUCACCAUUAGUUUUAGAAGAAGUUAUUCUAAACUGUUUGUUUAUAGCCAGCUUUCCGAUUGAGCUCGGAGGUGUUAUUUUAAGAUCCGGAUAUGAAGCAAAUCGUCAAGCUACCAUGAAUUUUUCAUGUUGCAGAAGAAAACGGAUUUUGCAGAAAGAAAUGUUUUCUGCGAAACGAAGUUUUUUAGGCUUAGUGAUGCUGCUGGCUGCAUCAGGCCGCGGUUACCAAUAAUUGAAUUUGGUCGGGAGUUUGCUUGCGUUCUCGUUUCGGUGUUCAAUAGUUUGAUGAAAGCAGUUUUCAUGGAUGCAUGGAUUUUAAUAUGUAAAUUGAUAUAAGUAAAGAAAAAGAUUCUCUUAGCCACAGGUUAAUGGAAAAAUCAGUAUUAGGCUCAAGUUGCUGUGUUUUGUGUUUGAGUGAGAGUUUUGCACCUUUUUUGCUUUCGUGAAGGCAUUU
Molecule: messenger RNA, 1034 nt
Organism: Uranotaenia lowii
Lineage: Eukaryota; Metazoa; Arthropoda; Insecta; Diptera; Culicidae
Exons: 4
Coding region: 444-812 (122 amino acids)
Source: RefSeq, a predicted model, not a curated record